GGAGGACAAGAUAUAAUGUCAAUGAUGGGUCAAUUAAUGAAACCGAAAAAGACCGAAAUUACUGAUAAGCUUCGAAAAGAAAUUAAUAAAGUUGUCAAUAAAUAUAUCGAUCAGGGUAUAGCGGAAUUAGUGCCAGGGGUUUUAUUUAUUGAUGAGGUUCAUUUACUUGACAUCGAAUGCUUCACUUAUUUAAACAAGGCUCUGGAAUCUCCUAUAUCACCAAUAGUUAUAUUUGCAACAAAUCGUGGAAUGUGUCAAGUCAGGGGAACAGAAGAUAUUAUCGCACCUCAUGGUAUCCCUACUGAUUUACUUGAUCGCAUUCUAAUUAUCCGUACGUUACCCUACUCACAGGAGGAUAUAAGGGCGAUUGUUCAGAUACGCGCAAAAACUGAAGGACUUACAUUAACAGAUGAUGUUUUAAAUGAUAUGGCAGCAACAGGAGAAAAAACAUCUUUGCGUUACGUGAUACAACUCCUCACACCUGCAAGUAUACUUGCACGUACACAUGGACGUGAACAAAUCCUCUUGGAGGAUAUUAAAGAAGUGGAUGAAUUAUUUUAUGACGCUAAAGCUUCUGCUCAGAUACUUGCCAAAUAUCAAUCGCUUUCUUCUACUUUCUCCUUUCUAACUUCAAGCGUCUUACCGUUAACAAGUUCCACUUCACCUCCCACUAAUAGCUCUAAUACAUUUCAGCAACAACAGCCUGCAACACCUACACGUGCACGUCGAAGUACGAUAGCUACACAUACUUCAAUUCAUACAGAAAUAGCACCUACUCGAGGUCCUAAUGUUACAGAUGAGUCUAACAAAAUUAAAGAAGUCAAUAAACUUACAGAAGAAAUGUUUGCUAAAGUGGCAAAUUAUUUGAAAACUGAAAUGUUAGCAACCACCGAAGAUUUCAAAUUACUGGAAAACAUGAAUCAUGUUACACGUGAUCGAUAUAAAGAGAUGUCUGGCAUGGCACAAAAUUUAAUGCAAAUUGAUGAAAUUUGCGAGCAAGUUGAUUAUUUAGAAAAAGUGACCAUAGAGUUGGAUGAUUACUCCAAGGAAUUAG
Messenger RNA from Ambispora leptoticha, 1054 nucleotides. Lineage: Eukaryota; Fungi; Glomeromycota; Glomeromycetes; Archaeosporales; Ambisporaceae. The record is from the annotation of a GenBank genome assembly.